Messenger RNA from Sinocyclocheilus grahami, 4356 nucleotides. Its product is annotated as probable ATP-dependent RNA helicase DDX6. NCBI's taxonomy places the organism in Eukaryota, Metazoa, Chordata, Actinopteri, Cypriniformes, Cyprinidae. The coding region runs from base 851 to 2320 and encodes 489 amino acids. The record is from RefSeq and is a predicted model, not a curated record. Gene Ontology annotation, molecular function: RNA helicase activity; nucleic acid binding; ATP binding. The transcript is spliced from 14 exons.
UGGCAGCACCUCAUAUGAAGCCCACUGACGUUCAAUGCAUGUCGACCGUGUUGACAGAAAUACAACAAAGAGACGAGCUGCUUAUAGCGACAUGAUACAUACUACGUUGAUUACCAAUUAAUUUACCUCACAUAUAUGGCAGCAUAGGAUACUGACAUUGGUAAAGGUGGCACAGCUGUGGGCACAACUGGAUGUCAGCACAGAGGAAAGGACAAACACAAGAUCUCCACCUAACUUAUUAUUUAAAGAACUGACUUGUAUUCAGCCCUGUUGGACAUUUAAACUGCAGUCACCCUGAAGUGUUCUUUUGUCUAUUAAUGUGCUGGAGUGAAUCCUACCUACCAGACAAAUGUAUAAUUUAAACGAAUGAUCUCUGUGAUCAGGACAUUUGAGAGUUAAACUGCAUUUGAAGAAGAAAAGGUGAGAACUGGCAUCCAGAAGGCUACAAAGCUCCGUUUGCAUACUGUAAAUGUUGCAGAAGUGUAGAAACGAAAAGAAAGUUCUGGUCUAGGUCUUUCUGUAGUUCACAUUGCCUUAGCAGACUAGUUCUUUAUUACACCCGUCCAGGUAUAAUUUUCUAUACUUUGUGCAGGUUUGCAAUAUUUUUACACUUAAAUAUUUAUUUCUCUUCUUUUAGAAGAGACCUUGUAAUAUAUAUUGUGUGGCAGCAUUGCUCUUAGUUAUAGAGGCUAAGCUGUAUGUAGAAUUUGUUAAUAUCUCAUAAGAUUCUUUAGUGACACUUUUUUUAUUGAGACCUUGUGGACACUGAAUGGUUUACUAGAUCUUAUUAGACCAUAGGCAGGCGUUAAAAAAGUGAAAAAGAAGUGGAAAAACUUCAGAAACUUAAAAAAUGGCAACAAAGAUGGAGAACACUGGCCCGGCUGUCAUGGGAUUGAAUACACACAACAGGCAGCUUUUAGGACAGCCUAAAGCCCCCUCUCAAUUAGGACCCCAAACUGUGAGUGCUCAGCCUGGAAAGGAGCCCAUGGUGACCCAGAAACCAGCCAAUGCAUCUCAGGAAAGACCUGGUAUCAGGUUUGGUGAUGACUGGAAAAAAAGCCUACAGCUCCCCGCUAAGGACGGUAGAGUCAAAACUUCUGAUGUGACUGCAACCAAAGGGAAUGAGUUUGAGGACUACUGUCUAAAAAGAGAGCUGCUGAUGGGCAUUUUUGAGAUGGGCUGGGAAAAGCCCUCCCCGAUUCAGGAGGAGAGCAUUCCUAUUGCCCUUUCUGGGCGCGAUAUACUGGCUCGUGCCAAAAACGGGACCGGAAAGAGUGGUGCAUACCUGAUCCCCCUUCUGGAGAGAAUUGACAUAAAAAAGGAUCAUAUCCAAGCCGUUGUGAUAGUUCCCACUCGUGAACUGGCUCUGCAGGUCAGUCAGAUCAGUAUUCAGAUCAGCAAGCACCUGGGUGGUGUCAAGGUCAUGGCAACCACAGGUGGGACCAACCUACGAGAUGAUAUCAUGCGCCUGGAUGAGGAGGUUCAUGUUGUUAUAGCAACACCUGGCAGAAUUUUGGACUUGAUAAAAAAGGGCAUAGCCAAGGUGGAUAAAGUGCAUAUGAUGGUUAUGGAUGAGGCUGAUAAGCUGCUCUCUCAGGACUUUGUGGUUAUUAUUGAGGACAUCAUUGCUUUCCUUUCAAAGAACAGACAGAUUCUGCUCUAUUCAGCCACAUUCCCCAUCAGCGUACAGAAGUUUAUGGCAAAGCACCUGCAGAAGCCCUAUGAGAUUAAUCUGAUGGAGGAACUGACCCUGAAAGGCAUUACUCAGUACUAUGCUUAUGUCACAGAAAGACAGAAAGUCCACUGCCUUAACACACUGUUCUCCAGGUUGCAGAUAAAUCAGUCCAUUAUCUUUUGUAACUCUACUCAGCGAGUGGAGCUUUUGGCCAAGAAGAUCACGCAGCUGGGCUACUCCUGCUUCUACAUUCAUGCGAAGAUGAUGCAGGAAUACAGAAACCGUGUUUUUCACGACUUCAGAAACGGGCUCUGCAGGAACCUUGUUUGCACAGAUUUAUUCACUAGAGGCAUCGAUAUCCAGGCAGUAAAUGUGGUCAUCAACUUUGACUUUCCCAGGAAUGCAGAAACAUACCUGCAUCGCAUCGGACGCUCAGGCAGGUUUGGACAUCUGGGUUUGGCAAUCAAUCUCAUUUCCGCUGAGGAUCGCUUUAACCUGAAGACCACUGAGGACCAGCUGAUGACGGACAUAAAGCCCAUUCCUGGCAGCAUUGAUAAGAGCCUGUAUGUGGCAGAGUUUCACUCUGUGAACCCUGAAUGUGAGGCAGAGGCACCUCAGCCCGGCGAAGAGUCUGAAGCUCAGUAGGAAGCCCCAUUAGACAGCAGGGCAGUUGGAGAAACUGAACCAGACUUUUGCAUCUGCUUUUGCACAAACCAGUAACUUUUCUGCUCAUAACUUUCCUCAUCUUUUCCACCUCCACAGUAUUUUUCAUUUUUAGUUGCUGUCAGUGUUUUGCUCUCUUUUUUUGCGUUCAUUGUUCAUUUUUGGGGUGGUUAUACCCUCUUCAUAAAUAACCAUACACAUUCCAGUUGAGACAUGCAAGAAUAAAAACAAAACCUUUAGAGAAAAGUUCCUGUUUGAUAGAAAACAAUAAACAAAGGUAAUGGUGAAAAUAGAGCGUAGAGUACUUGCAUCAUUAGUUGAGAAUUUACACAAACCCUUGAACAAAACCUGUUGUGAACACAAGUGCCUUAAUAUAUAUCGUCUCUGUCUUAGAUUAAUAUGUUAUUGCUGUGUUAAAGUAUGCCCAAAGACUAAACACAGGAUUUUGCAGCAUAUUGGUGCUACUGGGUACUUUGAAAGAAUUAUUGGUAUAGAUUUAUUGAUGAGAAGCAUUUUCAAAUUCUCUUCAUAUUCCGUCUGAGGCAGCUAGAGAAACCAGCAUCCAUGGAAAUAUUGCAGAGCUCAGGAUUCAGGUGUCAACAUGAACCAUUGCACUAAACUGCCUGAGAAAAAAAAACUUGCAUUAAUAUUGGUGCUUUUUGUAGUUUCAUUAGUAGUCACAGACAAAUGUAAAUUUGGAAUUCAUAAAGAAAUAUAGGUGUAAAUUAUGUAAAUUUUUUCAAACAGACUAAAUUUGUGCAAUUUGUUUGUAUCUUGUGAUGUUUUUAUAUAUAUAUAUAUAUAUAUAUAUAAUUCUUAAAACAUUAUAUUAGACAUUACUAACUUAAACAGGCAUGGCGAAACUGGCAUAAUGUGAAAGAUGUCAGACUACUACAUGAAAGCUGAUUUAAAAAUUCACCACAAUGCAGUCAUUAUACAUUAGCAGAUCCUCACAUAUGUAUGUAUAACUAUGUUAAAUGGUUUGUCAAAAGAGUCUGUUUGGUUUCUUUUUUUUCUCUUCAUUUAAAGGUGUAAGUAAAGGUGAGGAGGUGUUUUUUUCCCUCAAAAAUAGCAUAUUUUACAGUUUACAUUUCUUUCGAAAUUAAUGAAUGUAUAAAGUUGGUAAUGAACGGACUUUAUUACAUUAUUUCCAGCUAUGUGUGUAUAUAUAUGUGUGUGUAUAACUUUGGCAGAAAGGAGGGGGAAAACAUUUGUUUUUAUUCCCUUUUGGAUGUUUGCAAGAGGCUUUUCAUAACCUCAUGUUGCAUUUAUGAGAUAUUUUGAUUAUUUCAUACAGCAGAAUUGUAGCAUCUUCUCAGUGGCAGCUGUGAUUUUUUUUUUUUCUUCAAAAGAUGUUCUAAUGUGGGGAAUGGUUUUUUUAUUUUUUUGGCUAUGCAGGGAUAUGUGGCAUGUAGCUCAAAGCUUUAGUGUAGAAAGCUCAGUUUGCAUGUUUCUUUAGCUAUUAAAACAGCACAGUUCAGGCCAAUAUGCAAUGUGCAGUUAAAUUAGGAAACCGUGAGCCAGAUUGCACAUUUCUGCUGAUGAUGCUGUGCUACUCAAAAGAUUUGUGUUUGUGUAAGACUAUUAGCAUAUUUCAAAAUCAUAUUUCAGUGGACAAACUUUAAUUCUUUGUCCAUUCUGUCAUGCAGUGAUGAGCUGUGAAUUUUUCCUUAUGUUUUAUAUGGUUUAUUACAGUUAAUGGACGUGAGGAGCAGAUGUUAUGGGGACAGUUGUUUCAUGUAAAUUUUGUAUAGGAUUCCUGGAGAGAAAAAAUUGAUGUGUGAUACCCUGUUUGUAAUUGAUGCAAGAAUGGUUUAAUGCUCAUGACUGUGUGUGACUUUGUGAGUGAUUUAUGUUUUGUUUCAAUUGUUUAUUUCUUUUGAAUAUAGCUCGAGGUUAUAGUAUGUAUUACAGUAUAACUUGAAAUAGAAUGAAUGUGCCAUCUGUCCCAAACUUCAAUACAUUCAUAUGAGAGAUAACAGUAAGGUUUUUCUUUGUGAAUGUGGAAGUGUCUAUAU